This is a messenger RNA of Lepus europaeus (European hare), 2963 nucleotides long. It is a transcript of the gene PACRGL, whose product is annotated as parkin coregulated like. The coding region runs from base 154 to 900 and encodes 248 amino acids. Lineage: Eukaryota; Metazoa; Chordata; Mammalia; Lagomorpha; Leporidae. The transcript has 10 exons. The record is from RefSeq and is a predicted model, not a curated record.
GCUUAAGCCGGGUGACGCCUGCUUCCUGGAACCGCGGCGGCCAGUGGCUGGAGCGUUUUCUGUGGGCCCGACCGAGUACGGGGCAAGAGCCCCACUGGGGUUCAGAUCGCGGUAGGAGCGAGGCGUGGAAGGAGCGGGAGUGAAAGGGAAGCAAUGCAGAAAUCAGAGUGCCCUGGAGGUGUACAGCUGAGAAACAAAGUAACAGGUAACUGUAAUCAAAGAACUUCAUCAAAUACACAAAUAAAUCACAGGAGUACAGUUCAACGAAGCAAAUCCUCAUCAUCAACCUGUUCUCCAGAGUCUGUCAAAAAGCUUCAUCCUCGACCAAGUGAUAAACUUAACCCUAAAACAAUUAAUCCUUUUGGUGAACAGUCACGAGCCCCUUCUGCAUUUGCAGCUAUUUACUCUAAAGGAGGUAUUCCUUGCAGAUUGGUGCAUGGCUCAGUAAAACACAGAUUACAGUGGGAAUGUCCUCCUGAAAACCUUCCAUUUGAUCCUCUUCUUAUUACUUUAGCUGAGGGUCUGAGAGAGACUAAACAUCCGUAUACCUUUGUGUCCAAGGAGGGUUUUAAAGAAUUACUUUUGGUCAAAGAUGCGUCUGAGAAAGCCAUGCCUUUGUUGCCUAGACUGAUUCCAGUGCUAAAGGCGGCUCUGGUCCAUUCAGAUGAUGAAGUAUUUGAAAGAGGAUUGACAGCUCUGGUACAGUUAAGUGCCAUUGUUGGGCCUUCUCUAAAUGACCAUCUGAAACAUCUGCUUACAAGUCUUUCCAAGAGACUGAUGGACAAGAAGUUUAAAGAGCCAAUCACCAAUGCAUUACAAAAGCUAGAACAGCAUGGUGGAAGUGGAAGUCUUAUGAUCAUCAAAUCUAAAAUCCCAACAUACUGCUCCAUAUGCUGUUAAAUAAGGAGCCAACAAGUCGUCUGUCUGGUGACAGGCUUUAACUAAAGAAGUCUUUCAUGAAGACUAGUGAAAAUAUUAUGACACCUGAGAACAAACACCUUGACUUUUUAAAGAGUAAAACAAAAAUUAGUUGGUGCCUUGUUAUUUGGAAUGUUACAUGAGUAAAAAUAUUGAAAUACUUAAUUAUCAGAUUUAUUGUUUCCUUCAUAUUGAAGUUUCACUUAAAAGGCUUCUGUAUUAGGUUGAUUUAUAUGUUUGUAUGUGUAUAUAUAUGUGUGUGUAUUUAUACACACACAUACUUUUUAGAGUAUUCUCAUAAAUUAUAAAGUAGUGUUGAUUUUGUAAAACCUUGUAAGGUAUUUUGAGUAUAGGUAAGUAACAAGCACUUUGAUACAAUUCAUGCUGUGUGGUACCUAUAAGUAGUAAGCAGAACAUGUUUGUGUUAAUCAUAGAGUUCAAAAGGAAUUUAAGGGACUAUAAAUAGUAUUUCUGAAGCUCUUGGAUGUUAAAUAUUCAUGGUAUACCAAUAUGUAAGAAACAUUAACUAUUCAGGAUAUGCCCUAUUUGCAUGUACACUUAAUAUUCAUGAGGUCUUCUGAACCCAUUGGUGAUACCCAUUCUGGCCCCAUAGAUCUCCUGGUCACAAAGCAUAAAUAAAACCUGUGACUAUUUAUCAAGCUAUAGGUGUGAUCAGGUUCACUUGUCUCUGUCUCUGUAAUAGAGCAGCCACAGACCAUUAGCCCUGCAAUACUUGUUUUCUGUGAGGCCCCUUGGUCAAAAUUUAGCUGUGGGGAAAGCUAGUGAUGGAAAAAGAAAGGCCAUAUGAAUAGUGAACCAGGAUUUGGGUGGUGGAGUCUUUCAACCCUACCUUCACCCUAUUCAAAGAGAGGUUAACUUAUCCCAUUUCUUUCCCUUUGUUCUUUGACUGUUUCAAGUUGAUUUAGCCAACUCUGUGAUAGGAGCAUCUUAAUUCGGUAUGUGAACCUUCUUUCUUGGAUAGCCAACCAGGAAUCAUAUUUGGGAAUUCUACAAUUGCAGCAGGUUGCUCCACUAGGCACAGGGUCAUAGCAUCAUCCAUAUGAUAGUGAAAUUGUUUCCAUAUGGAUGCCAUCAUAAAGGGAAAAGAAAACAAUUUCAGGUCAAGGAUUCUAAUAGGGUGGGAUGUAUUUUCUUCCUGCUUGACUCCAACCAAAGACUUUCUUCCAUUCACAGUAUUAUGAAGAUGCCAGUAGAUACAAGUUUUUGUGUGUGUGUGUAUUUUAUAUAAAGGUGGUGUCAAAAAUAUUCAUGGAAAAAUGGCAUUAAAAGAUAAUGUGAAUAUUGAAGCCUCCUUGUAUUUAUGUUGGAAAUUCACCAUAAAUUAUACCUAUCCAUUCCAAAGUUUUUAUAUAUCUUUCACUGCCACAUAAAAUGUUGUAGAUUUCCUAAAAAAAAAUUCAAGUUAAUACUUGCAAUUGCUUACUAUUUUGAAGUUAAACAAAAACAGUGAGCAUAGCUAUUUUAGUGAGGCAUCUCUUACUUCUUUAGUGAUGUAGCCGUCUUUAUUUAUGUCAUACAAAUUAAAUGCCCAGUUGAGUUUUUCUUGAACUGUCCCCCGGAGCAAAAUGGAAAGACCUUUGAUGAAAUCCUAAAAGGAAAUAAAAGUGAAAAAACAAUUCGAUAUGACAUUUCUUAAAAAAAAACUGAUAAAAUCUUCCACAUGAAACACGGUCACAACACAUUGAAUUUUGUACAUUUUAGCAAAAUGAUGAAUGUGUUCUUGGUUGUCUCUGAGAUGCAUUUUUUUUUUUUUAAAAGAAAAUCAGUGGUGAGUUGAAUCCCCAGAUGCAGAACCUGUGGAUGUGGAGUGCUGACUAUAUUUAGAUCAUUCUGUUACUAUUGAAAAUGAGAUCUUUUAGUCUAUAUACUCCAAAUUUAGUUAUGUUUCCAUAUGUGAAAGCUAUCAAUGUUUAUAUAACUUGUCCCUUGCUGAUUUACUGAGUAUUCCUAUUGUAUGUUGUAUUUACUCCUGGGAUUUUCAUGAAUGCAAUCAUGAAAAUUUAUUUUCUGCAAAUAAAUUUAUU